CGAUAUCGCUCGCGCGAUUUUAGUCUCCUAAUUUUCGGUGCUCCUUGAAAGAGAUCGAGAGGAAGUCAAGGAUCAUGAGCUCAUCACCAUGGGGGGCUCCCCCUCCUGCUAAGAAUCAAGGGCAACCAUUUUUUCCAUCUGGGCAGAGCAGACCCCCCUUUCCACCAUUUAUAAAUCAAGGAGCACCAUCGAAUCAGUACCAGAGCCAACCUUCAAAUGCCCCUUCUUACACCCACUUCCCACCAGCACCUUCUGCAUCUAUGGCUCCUCCAAAUGCUGGAGUUGGGCGUGGUUUCCAUCCCCCUCCCCAGCCUCCUCGGUUUCCAUCUAUGCCUCCUCCGCUGCCAUACGGUAAUCGGUUUGGGGCAAGCGGUCAAACACCCCACAUGACACUACCCCCUCCUCCAUUUCCCGUUCCACCUCAACAGCAGCAGCAACAUUCUAGGAGUGAUGGUAGAGAUCAUCCGGUCAACAACACGAUGUUCAACCCCUCGCUUCCUCAAACUGCUCUUCAGCCUCAAAAUGAAUGGUCAACGAACUCGUCCCCAGCGGGUCAAGGGCAUGGACAGUGGAACCACAGAGGAAUGGAGAACAACUAUCAGCCCCAGGGUAUGAAUAAUAGUACCCAGAACAAAUUUUCACCGCACCCGCAACAAGCCAGCAGAAGACACAUCCAUGGAGACUCCAACUCAGGACAGACCAGGCUCCAACCCUAUCAGUCAUUUAGGAAUAAGCAAGCAGACGGGAGUCACCAUAAUUCUUUUCCAGGGAAAACUAAAAUGGCACCAGGAGGCGAUGGAUUCCAUAUUGCUGACCUUGAGCAGAGUAUGACGACAGUGGUUGACCAGCCGGAGAAAGAGGAGAGUGAAGAUCAGAAGUGGGUCAAUCAGUGGUCAAGAUCCCUCAAAAAAGGAGGAGACGAGUCCAAAGAAGCAACGAAACCAAUAUUAAAGAUAUCUGAAGCUAGAAUAUUGCUGUCCAGAUUCUUGCAAUUACUGGAUCAGCUGAAAAGGAAGAGAGAAGAGGCAUCGGAUUCUCUGAUGAAGGAAACAGAUGGAAGGAAAUGGUCUCAUCUCUGCAAAGAAAUGGAAAAGCAAGCGGAAGACUUGUCAAAGCUAGAUUCAAGAAUAAGCCAACCAGAGUUUGUUGAGGGACUCAAGAGCCAAAUAGAAAAGAAAAGAAGAAAGAGGGAAAGAUACAAGAGGCAUCGUCUAGGAGAAUGGGAGAUAGGAGAAGAGGCACUCAGAAAGCGGAAUGAGAAAAUAGAUGCCUCGAUGGCUGCAGCGCUUCACGCUAAACAAGAAAAGGAACAAGAAGAGGAACUGCAAAAAGAAGUUGACCAGGUCCUGUCUGAGGUUCAUAAAAAGAAACAAGAUGCCAACAAGACGAUGGAACUAUUCAGAGCUCUCCGUAAACUGAGACAACUCAGAAAAGAGUCUGCUGAAAAAGGAGUUGGCAUCGCUGCUGUAGUCGGAUACAAAGCUGCAAGAGUUUUAGACGAGAGGUUCAACAAGAAGAUGUCUAUCUUGGAGGAAAUGAUGAAUAAACAAAAACUUCUCUACAUUGAAGAAGAGAAAGCACUUCAGGUGAUGUUAGAAGAAGAACAUGAAGAGACAAGAGAGAAAGCAAGACAGAAGAAAGAACUGAAGGAACGACAGAAGGCAGAGAGAGCAUGGGAAGAACAGCUAGAGUUACUCUUUGGAAAAACUGAAGAGUUGGAACUUGGACAUCCAUUAUUCAUGUUCCGACAAUUUCACCAGCAGGCUAGUCAUGAUCUUCAAUCUCUCACUAAUAUAAGAUGCCAGUGGGAUAUGUUUGUUGCUUCAGAAUCAGAUCCAGCUGGGUCUAGUAUUCCAGUGUCAUGGGUCAUGCCCUCUGACCCCUUGAAUCACAUCUGGGCAACGGCGAUGGUGGAUUCCUCUGGCACCUGACAACAAAAGACAAUGUCAAAAGUCAUGCCCUCUGACCCCUUGAAUCACAUCUGGGCAACAGCGAUGGUGGAUUCCUCUGGCACCUGAUAACAAGAGAUAAUGUCAAAGGUCAUGCCCCCUUACCUAGCAAUCAUAUCUAGGCAAGAGCUGAGUUCAUGACCUGAGCCCUCUGACUUAGCAAUAACUUCUUUGCAACUGCAGUGGUAAAUUCUCUCCCAACAGCUUGAGAUUAGCCAAACAGAUACUCAUGUGUUUAUAUGGAGAGAUCGCUGUAGAUAUUCCUGGCAGGUCCAAGAUCCAAUGUUAAAGGUUUGUCAUGUGACCUUUCAAUUUACCUCUAGGUACCAGUACUGCCAGGAAACACAACCCUGAGCUCCUAAUAGCAAAUGGCAAUACUGAAGAUCAUGCUAUGUGACCCAAUAGAUCAUUUCUUUGUGAUAGUGUGCGGGUAAGCCUGUAUCCGAUGACCGGGGUAAUAAUAUGAUUGCAGGGCCCUCAGGGAGAACAGUAUGAAUACUGAUAAGGCUACCCUGGGUAAACGAGACAUAUUAUUAUUAUUAUUAUUAUUAUAGUGAUGUGUUUCAAAUUGUCACCUUUGAAAUCUGACCAAAGCAAUAAAGAGAUUGAAUAUUCGUCAAAGAAUAUUGCGUUAUAAACAUGAGAUAAAUGCAUUUAGGUCAAAUCCAUACCAUUUGAAUAUAGAAAAAACAACAUGUAGUCAUGAGGUCAAGUACAUCUCAGCUAAUUUACUGGGCAGGCCUUUUUCCCCCCUUUAUAAUCGAAAGGAAAUUUGAAUGGAUGCCCUUUUUAAAAAUUGUUUAAAGCCAUGAUUUUCCAAAAGAAGGUAAACACAGGGGUUAUAUCGAGGGAUUUGGGAUCUGCUUAGUUACGAUGACGGCAAAAUCACCUGAGUUUUUAAAAUUGUAUUUGUAGUUCUGCCCUUGAUAAAGCUAGGACUGUUUAAUGUAAAAGCAGUUAAAGAAAACAAGAGUGAGACAUGCAGUUUGUAGAUAAUAUUUUCAUUAAUAAAACCUGGAAAUGGUGCAACAAAUUC
Messenger RNA from Strongylocentrotus purpuratus (purple sea urchin), 2985 nucleotides. Its product is annotated as programmed cell death protein 7. The transcript has 10 exons. The record is from RefSeq and is a predicted model, not a curated record. Bases 75 to 1931 code for a protein of 618 amino acids. Lineage: Eukaryota; Metazoa; Echinodermata; Echinoidea; Camarodonta; Strongylocentrotidae.